CAAAUCCAGCUUUUAGUCUUUACUGAUCGGAUGAUUACAAGAUACUUGCCCUAAAUUCUCCUCUCGCAGAACAGACUUUUUGGCAUUCUUCCCAACCGUUUCCUCGUCUGCUCACAAAACAUGUCGCUGCUAUUACUGAUAAAAUUAGGUGCGUGGAUCAGCACCUCGCUAAUUGAAUCGAGAAUUGAGCUGAAUCGAGAAGAGGACACCGCGAAUUAUAGCAAAAGCGCCGCGAACACUCCAUCUGACUGCACCUUUCGGUUUCCACUGACCGUAUGCGUACAAGAAAGUUUCCUUUCUCGGAAUUUGGAGCCGGUUUUAGGGCGAGGAAGAUCGGCGUGCAACAUCUCUGUCGUGUCUCUUUGCUCCGCGGGCUUACCACGAGGUUUGUCUCAAGAUAAGCACCUGGCGCGAUUUAGAUCGGCGGCAUUAGAUGCAUUCGAGUGCUCCUCGUCCUGCUCCUCCUCCUGCUCCUGAGGGGUCGAGCCCGGUUUGUGCUGGACUGGACGCCCUCGGCAUCUUUGACCUCUGGCCUCCAUUCCUCCAUUGCUCCAAUUCGAAUGGGUUCGUCCCCGGCCUCACCUCCAGAGGUGCCGAUAACACCAUGGCUCACCUUUUCGCCCAACAACAUGUGAAUUCGUGUCGCUCUGCUGGCCGUGGUGGCAGCCAAUGGCGAGGCGAUGUUCUGCCGGGCAGAUGAGAACAACGACUAUUUCCGCCCUCAGAUCUUUUGCGCGGGCAAAUCACAGACGAGGGAACCAAAUCACGGACUUUUGCGCAGAUUUCCGCAGUUGUCAUGUGUACAAGGUCUUUAUGUCCCUGGCCAUAGCUUGCAAGUCUUCGAAGUUUAGUUUAGGCGACAUUGUGUCUGCAGCAGCUGACGUACGAUUAUCGCACACUCACUCUCAUAAUCAUAAACAAAUCGGCCUUCCAAAACAUCUCGAUCGAUCCCAGCUUCUUGCGGCACAAAUAGAGGAGCAGAUCGAGACUCGUGACUCGCAGGCGUUCGAGAGGCCUCCCGAGAAACUGGCGGCCAUGGCCAGCCUUGAAGAAGCCUCUGCUUCGAGUUCCCCUUUUGGGACGGAGCGAUUUUUAGACGUAAGCCCGAGCUGUCAUUGCUUCUGUCAUCUUCGUGAUUAGCACCCUCCAGGACUGGCUUGCAUCCCAAUAACCCCGAGCUGCCAUUGGAGCUUCCCUUCCAGCUCUGUCACCAGAACCCCAAGAAUAGCAGAAAUUCCAGCCAGUGCUGGAGCAUUCACUCAGUCCUGCUGUUCUAGGAUGGGAGACAAAUGUCACCAGGAGCAUUAAUUCAUUCUAGGCCCCUAACACCUCAUCAAUCAAUCUCUGGAGUCCCA
Marchantia polymorpha subsp. ruderalis is the source of this 1355-nucleotide messenger RNA. The record is from the annotation of a GenBank genome assembly. NCBI's taxonomy places the organism in Eukaryota, Viridiplantae, Streptophyta, Marchantiopsida, Marchantiales, Marchantiaceae.